Pseudovirgaria hyperparasitica is the source of this 924-nucleotide messenger RNA. RefSeq lists its product as uncharacterized. NCBI's taxonomy places the organism in Eukaryota, Fungi, Ascomycota, Dothideomycetes, Acrospermales, Acrospermaceae. The transcript has 3 exons. The record is from RefSeq and is a predicted model, not a curated record. The coding region runs from base 1 to 864 and encodes 287 amino acids.
AUGGUCUUCUUGGUGGAGGUCCUCUUUGUGGUGAUGUCUUGGGGUAAGAGUCAGGGUCAUGCACAGAGCAGCAGACCACUUCGGCUGCCAACCUGCUACCUGCUUCCUGCUCCCAGCGACCCUGCGGCGUCAAAAAGGAAGACGACUGGGCUGCUGUCAUUUUAUUCUUUAUGGCGGCAGCAGCAGCAGCAGCAGCAGCAUCAACAUCAUCCGUGGGACAGACAUGGUGAUAGCUUUGCCUUGCCUCGCCUUACGUUACGUCCACCCUCUACCCUCCCCUGUCACAUCCAAUUCCAUUUGCAAUCAAUCGAGCAAGUCCACAUUCCAGAGUCAGUACAGCGCUUACGAUUCCAAUCUCUUUCCUUUGGCCAUCUAUGCACAUGCCUAUCUACCAAUGCUGCCGUGCGUGGUGGUGCCUACGUCAGCUCAGUUACGCGACUGCUCGAAACCGAAUUAAUGACUCCACGUAUGGGUUUCCAGGGUUGGGCCUUGCCAUGUCAGAGAAUAGGAGAACAGAGUGCCUCUCACAAGAAUGUCCAGUUUGGUGGUCGUUGUGGAACUACAAACAUCCAAGUGAUGGCCUCUGUGAACUCCUUGCUCAUCAGGCAGACUUCAAGGGCGUGGAUGGAGCGGCGCCUCCAGCCGUUGGACCUGAACGGCGCGCGUCCGUCUGCCCGAGAUUAUUCGACUCCACCAGAAUAUCAUCCUACCUUAUUCCUGUACCGUAGUACUUCCAUUUCCACUGAUAGCGGUAUCGCUGCUAUCAUUGAUCAUCUUGUCUGCAUAGGCCGCGGCUAUUGUCGUCUCGCUUGCACAUCAUUCGUCCAAAGCACGAUUCAUAACGCUGUAUAUAGCACGCAGUAGUCUGUCGCACGACCAAAGGACGUGAUGCAAAAGCGCUCUGUGGGGCGCCACAUGCCGAUG